CAACACCACAGUUCAGAAGCAUCAGUUCUUCAGCCCUCACCUUUCUUUAUGGUCCAACGAAGAAUAACCAGAAUUCAACAAAUAGAAAAGGACAUACUUCGUAUACGACAGCUUUUACAGUCCCAAGCAACCGAAGCAGAGAGGUCAUCUCAGAGCAAGCAUGAAGCUGUCUCACAUGAAGCUGAACAGCAGAAUGAAGGUCAAGGAGUGGCAGAAAUCAACAUGGCAACUGUGGGUAGCGGUCAGGGGUCAAGUACACAAAUAGAUCAUGAAACAGCCAGUGUUUUGAGCUCUAGUAGCACACAUUCUGCUCCUCGAAGGCUGACCAGUCAUCUGGGAACCAAGGUGGAAAUGGUGUAUUCAUUGUUGUCAAUGCUUGGUACUCAUGAUAAGGAUGAUAUGUCGCGAACUUUGCUAGCUAUGUCUAGCUCGCAAGACAGCUGUAUAUCCAUGCGACAGUCUGGAUGUCUUCCUCUCCUCAUCCAGCUUUUACAUGACAGUGACAAAGACUCUGUGUUGUUGGGAAAUUCCCGGGGCAGUAAAGAGGCUCGGGCCAGGGCCAGUGCAGCACUCCACAACAUCAUUCACUCACAGCCUGAUGACAAGAGAGGCAGGCGUGAAAUCCGAGUCCUUCAUCUUUUGGAACAGAUACGAACUUACUGUGAAACCUGUUGGGAGUGGCAGGAAGCCCAUGAACAAGGCAUGGACCAGAACAAAAAUCCAAUGCCAGCUCCUGUUGAACAUCAGAUCUGUCCUGCUGUGUGUGUUCUAAUGAAACUUUCGUUUGAUGAAGAGCAUAGACAUGCAAUGAAUGAACUUGCAAGUGAUUGGUUUCCAGAGAAGACAAUGUCCUAAGUGACAGAAACUGCUACCUUUUUAUAGCCUAACUUGGGUUUUUAAAAUCUUAGCCAGAGAUGGGCAAAAAUAAAUAAAUAAAUGGGCAAAAAAAAAAGUAAUUUUUCUUUUGAAAUUAAAUACAGUCAGAUGCCUAGCAUCUCUCCUACUCCCAAUGCUGUUAACAAAGUAUAAACAAAUCACCAAUCAUUCCAGUAAUUCUGUAAUUUUAGAGAUUUUUAAUAAUAAAUUUCAGUCAGUUAAUUAGAAAGCACUAUA
Messenger RNA from Odocoileus virginianus texanus, 1113 nucleotides. Lineage: Eukaryota; Metazoa; Chordata; Mammalia; Artiodactyla; Cervidae. The record is from RefSeq and is a predicted model, not a curated record.